This is a messenger RNA of Emericellopsis atlantica, 381 nucleotides long. RefSeq lists its product as uncharacterized. The coding region runs from base 1 to 381 and encodes 126 amino acids. The transcript has a single exon. Lineage: Eukaryota; Fungi; Ascomycota; Sordariomycetes; Hypocreales; Bionectriaceae. The record is from RefSeq and is a predicted model, not a curated record.
AUGCUGAAAGCGCACCACUACAAACAGUUCGAGAAGCUCUGCAAGAACCGAAAGACAGCCAAGGGCAUGAAUACACUGCUUUCCGAGGUUCUCAACAUCUCCGAGGAGUUCCAUAGAAAAUGGCUUGCCGUGAAAAACACCAGGAAAUCAGCGGGACCCACAAACGACUUCAAGCAGUGGCCCCUGAACUGGGAAGGCAUGGACGAGAUUAUCACCAAGACGGUGGACUAUUCUAGGAUUUUCCUUGAAGGCGAGAAAAAACGAGCAAAGCCGAAUGUGAAAGGCCUGGCAGAGGUCAGAGACAAGCUUGCUGAACUCAAUGAGAAGUGGCAAGAGCUCAAGGACCUGGAUCGUUGGAUUACCGCUCGACUCCAAGCUUGA